AUGGCAGCAUUGAAGAGAGCAGACGGUUUUCUGGAUAUUGCCCUUACAGAAAAAUGCAAGGUACAUGUACAACAGGUCUAUGAGUUUGAGCGCUCACAAAAAUGGUUAAUUUUUUAAUACAAAAUAAUCUACUAGGAUGUUACCAGUGAAGAUCAUAAUGUAUUUUUAACUGUGCUAAUAAUUAGCACAUUCAGUGUAAGUCAUCUUUCCCUGAGUAGAAUUGUAGGAAUAACAAUUCGCACAAACGGAAUGUAUAAAGUUGCCAUCGUGAUAACACAUCUGCUGUACAUGUAGGUAGCCCACAGGAUCAUUGCUAGUUGGGUUUCAAACAACUCUUCCCUGAAGUUUGUCUGCCUCUCUUUUACAAAGAUGAAAAUCAAAUCUAUAUCAAAAUUUUGCUUUUUUGUUGAUUGUUUCACUUUUAAUGUAGGGUGUUAUAGUUCAAAAACGAGAAAAGAAGCCUUCCAGCAUGGCGACUGACAAAGGCACACAAGAUGAGCUAUUAACGUAUGUUUCCUUGAAUCAUCACCUGACUGUAUAAGUAGUGUUAGCUGUCAAUCAUAUAGAUAAUGUGAGCAUAGAUUAUAUUGCAGCCAAGAGCUGAGAUACUUUCAAUCACAACCUGUAUGGGUUUUUUUUGUUGCUGAAAAUCUGUAGGAUGGGUUGACCAUUUAGACCCUAAUAUCAGCUUGCCCAAUUGCGACUCUUAUAUUCUUAUGAGGGAAAUGUGUUUAUAAACCUUUAAAGUUUUUGGUAAUUUUUUUUUCGCAGGACAUUAUCUUUUUAUUUGAUGUGCAGUGUUACUUUAAUUAAUCAAUUUCUUGACACAUGGGUGAAAAGUUUGUGUACAUUAUUGAAGUACAAGAGAAUAAAUAAGGUCUUGGGAUUCUGUAACAUAAUGGCCAUUUAUACAGGGAAAAGUAAGAUGCAGCUUACAUAAGACAUGUCUUAAAUAAGACACAAACUGUACUAUUUACAGGGCAUCUGACAGGAUGCGGUGGUGCGGAUCCGCAUAAUUGACCAACUUCCGCAUCCUCCGCAUCUUGAGGGCAUUUUUCCGCACAAUACUAAAAAAUUGCUCCAUAUAAGCAAAGGUGGAAUUGCUUACCGUCCUCAGAAGCAAAAUUAGUGAAGAGAUUGAUCAUUUUGAAGAAAUAUUUUGCCCAAAUCAGCGAGAAAAUACUCUGUUUGUUCGUUGCUUGUUCGUACACCACAUUUUUUAACCCCCCAGGCGUUCCAUGCACUUUCUGGGGUGUCCUGGAAACUAGUUUUUUAUAAUGCUAAUUUCUAUUGGAUAGAUGGCGUUUGUAUUUUAGCCAAUAGCAGGAACUGAUAGAAACUGCGUUUGAUACGAGCGCGGGAAAGUCGAACGCGAGAGACGGCCUUUGAAAACAUGUAGAUCUGUUUAAAUCGAUCUGUUUAGUAAAGUGUAUUUUCUAGAGUCUCUUUCACUCCUUCUGUUGAGUACGGAUGAUAACAAGCAUUAUGUUUAAAAGAUGUAAUGAACUCAAAUUCUUGGUAAGAGCUUGUUGAUAUUUCCGUUUAUCGUUUUUACCGUACUUUGCGUUGAAAUGAGCGGCGUAGGCGUGAUUGUUUUGUUAGAAGUGAGCGGCGAAGCCGUGAUCGUUUUUUUAGAAAUGAGCUGCGAAGCCGCGAUCGUUUCGUUGGAAAGUUCCGCAUAAUAUGUUGUCUUUUCCGCAUAAUUGGCACUUUCUUCCGCAUAAUAUUGCCUGAAAUUUCCGCAUAAUUUUUCAUUUUUUUCCGCACCCUGUCAGAUGGCCUGUAUUUAUACCAUCCAGCAUAGUCUUUGCUGAGUCACGUCUUAUUUAAGACAUGAAAACGUGUCUUUUUCCUCUAAUAAAUGGCCCUAAUUGUUUCUAAAAAUUGAGAUACUUACCAGUAAGUGAAUAACAUUCUUUCAUUUUUUGUUGUUUGUUUUUUUGUGUACAUAGGUAUCAAGAAUUUUACCCAUUUUUACUAGAACAACACAAGAAAGGCCCAUAUGUAGAGUUUCCAUCCUUUGACAAGGUACAAUGUAGUUUAUAAAUAAAAUUCCUGUAUGCAUGGACUACGCUGUACAUAUACACUGUAGGUACCGUGGUUUUUGGUGAGGCCAGAUUUGGCCUAUAGUUCAAUGGUGUGAGGGAAAGAUAAAACCAUAGCACUCACUAGGAAGGACAAGUGGAAAUAAUAUCCACAAAUGAAUAAUAUUAUGGAACUGCAAAUGCAUCUUCCGUGUAUCAUGAUUGAGGUAUUGUAAAGAUAUCUUGACAGCAAAAUUCAGAAAGUAAUAAUAAUAUUAUGACUAGACGUUUUAGAAUUAUAAUGAGUUUGUCAGUAUGUUAUGUGUAUAGGCUGUGGAUGAGUUUUUCUCAAAGAUGGAAGGACAAAAGAUUGACUUAAAGGCACUGUCCCAAGAAAAAACGGCACUUAAAAAACUAGAAAAUGUUAGGAAUGAUCAUCAGAGAAGAAUUGAGCAGUUACAAAAGAAUCAGGUUAGUUUUCAGCUUUUAAACUUGAUUUUGUUAUCUAUAAUAAAUAUUGUUAUGUAGCGAUGCAAAUUGGAUAUAAAAUGAUAUUACCAAAUUUUGUGCAUUUAUGGUUCUGUAAAACUUCUCAGCGACCCCUCCCUAAUCCAAAAUUUGCUGGAAGUGAGAAGUAAGUGUUUGUAUUGGGUUAGGGGAGGCCUCGGAGGGGUAAGUCAAAGUGGGAGGUUUGCUGUUCUACAAAAAGUGAAAUAAUGAUAAUAUGGUGCAGUAAUAUGGGCACUAAAAGAGCUAGUGGGAAAGACAUAACUAGAGAUAACUGUAAAUUGCGAUAAAGCUAUCAUGAUUUUUCCCCUCUCUGCUCCAAAAAACAUAAAAAAUAAAAAGAAAGGGGGAUCUAAGAUUAUCAUUUUAGUGACAUUAAUAAUGUUUCUGUACGGAUGUUUUUGUGACUAACUUGUUCCAGGACCUUGNGAUGAGUUUUUCUCAAAGAUGGAAGGACAAAAGAUUGACUUAAAGGCACUGUCCCAAGAAAAAACGGCACUUAAAAAACUAGAAAAUGUUAGGAAUGAUCAUCAGAGAAGAAUUGAGCAGUUACAAAAGAAUCAGGUUAGUUUUCAGCUUUUAAACUUGAUUUUGUUAUCUAUAAUAAAUAUUGUUAUGUAGCGAUGCAAAUUGGAUAUAAAAUGAUAUUACCAAAUUUUGUGCAUUUAUGGUUCUGUAAAACUUCUCAGCGACCCCUCCCUAAUCCAAAAUUUGCUGGAAGUGAGAAGUAAGUGUUUGUAUUGGGUUAGGGGAGGCCUCGGAGGGGUAAGUCAAAGUGGGAGGUUUGCUGUUCUACAAAAAGUGAAAUAAUGAUAAUAUGGUGCAGUAAUAUGGGCACUAAAAGAGCUAGUGGGAAAGACAUAACUAGAGAUAACUGUAAAUUGCGAUAAAGCUAUCAUGAUUUUUCCCCUCUCUGCUCCAAAAAACAUAAAAAAUAAAAAGAAAGGGGGAUCUAAGAUUAUCAUUUUAGUGACAUUAAUAAUGUUUCUGUACGGAUGUUUUUGUGACUAACUUGUUCCAGGACCUUGAUAUGCUUAAAGCUGAGCUGGUGGAGCUGAAUUUGGAACUGGUAAGCUGUUAAAAGAGCAUUGCCGCAUAAUUGUACACAAAUUCAACUUUUAAUGUUACUGUGAUGCGCACUGGCUCGGUGAUGUAAAGGAAUAUACCCUGUGCAGGGGAUGGCAAAGAAAUCUACCAAAAGUCGGAUACAGUGUUGUUGUUUUUGAUGAAGAAACCAACUUUUGGUUGACGUUGCUGCUUUUCCCGUUGUUGUUUUUGUUAAUUAGGCUAUUAUAACACAGCCAAAAACUCAGAGUGUACGAACUUGUACAUGUAUCGACACAAUAUUGAGAAAGACUUAAAAACUGUUCAAAUUGUCAGUAAGUGUAUCUUAAGUUUCAACUUUUAAUUAUAACGCUCGCAAUCUUACAUUUAGUAAUUUUUGGACACGAGACUUUGAUGUUGUUAUUUAUGUUUAUAUAUAUAUAUUUCUUCGCUUAAGUUAAGUCUUCAAUAGACAAUAAUAAUUGACUAGACUGCCACUACACCAAUAAUAAUUAAAAUUCUACCUAAGAAAUUUAUGCCUUAAUUGCAAAGUAACCUGUCCGUUUCAACUUUUUUAAUCUCUAGGUUGACAAGGCCAUCUUGAUUGUUAAUAGCGCCAUUGCCAAUCAAAUUGACUGGUCCGAAAUCAACAGUAUUGUUAAAGAAGCUCAGGCACAGGGUGACCAGGUGGCCUGUGCAAUUGGAGGGCUAAAACUGGAAACCAACCAUAUCACCAUGAAUCUCAGGUCUGAUAUCUGUUUUGUUGAAUGCAGCUUUAGACCACGUCCAUACGAAUCUGCAUAGUUAUGAAACCACAUUUAUUUUACACGAAUUGGCCCUCCAUCUGUAGGAAACUAGUUUGGUUUAAGGCUCCAUCCAGUCGAAUCUGAGUAAAAAUAUCCCCAGUUUCUAAAAUUUCCAGAUUCCUGUGGACGAGGCUUUAGUUUAGUCAUCUUAUGCCAAGUGUAGCUUCUUUAUUUAUCAUGAAGUAUAAUCUCAGAAUGAAGAAGAUUGAUUGAGGGAUUGGUAAUCCCUUGUUAGUUUCCCAAUUCUGAUUUUGAUGUGGUAGAAACAAACCGUAUCACUGCCAUACCUACAGUGUUUAUAUCAGAUUGGCAUUUUGUUAAAGUAUGGGCCCUUUACAUGAAACGAUCACAUAGAACAAAAACACCUUACUAGAUGGCAAACAACGUAGUGGGUAAGAGCAUCAUCCAAAAAGCUAACACCCUUUCCUUUCAAAGUCCCACUGCGUUGCUUGCGAUCCUGCAAGAUGGUUCGUUUUGCACCGUGUGACCGUUUUGUGCAAAGAGCCCAUUCUUCAGAAAGAUUUUUCUCCGGGUACUCUGGGUUUCCCCUCUCCAACUUUUCCAAAUUCCAAUACUACCAGGAAUCAGGUAGACGAAGAAACACUUUGUGGAUGUGCUACCUCCAAAUCAUUAUUUAUUUAUUUAUUUAUAAACAGAAAUCCGUAUGAUUUUUCCGAUUCUGAUUCUGACUUUGAUGAGGAAGAAGACGACAAAAAAACCAAAAAGAAAAAGAAGAAAAAGGUAAGCCGAGGAGAUGGUUUCGGGCUGUUGUUUUCGUUUUUGCCCCGCUGUUAUUUUUUACUAUUGAUCUUAGAAACUCCGGAACGUCAAGAUCACAACUAUAAGGUUUUUCAUUUUAUUGAGGUACUUCAUAAGACCCAAGUUAUUUUUUGUUUAGACCUAGACAAAUAGCAAAACUGAAAAUCUUCUCUCAUCUCAUCGUUUGCUGUAUCUGUUCGUUUUAUCUCUGCGUUGUUUUUGUUAUAAAAGUCACGCAUCACAGUGUUCCUUUUCUUUUUCACUCAGGGCCCCAAGUUUACCAAGGUCGAUAUUAACCUUGCUUUAUCAGCAUAUGCUAACGCACGAAGGUAAGAUGGUUCAUUGAAAAGACAGCACGGCGUGAAAUGGAAACAGGGUUUAUAUAUAGUCUAACACGCAUUAAUUCUUUUCACUGUCUAUUCUUCCUAGCGGUAGGCCGGUGAUGGCUUUUUUUAAAAUUUUUAUUCGUUUACUCUUCGGUAUUCUCUCCCUUAUUUUUCUUCACUUAGUUUUUAUGACAAGAAAAAGUUCUCUUCCAAAAAAGAACAAAAGACGAUAGACGCAUCAGAAAAGGUUAGUUUUCUAACAGACUGUAAAACACUUGAAGAGCUAGUGUUCUAUAUUGCUUCUUGUUCGCUCUUCGACACGCUUUUAGAAGGAGCGAUGAUUAUAUUUAUAUAAUGUAUAUAUAUAAUAGAUGAAUUUGGUGAAACGAUCAGUCACCUUUCGUGUCUCGUUCAUUAGUUUUUUCCUUGGGAUAUCUGCAUCCUGAUAAUAACUCAGGACAUGAACGCUUCGCUCGAUGUCCUUUGAAAUGCUUUUUCCUUUCUUUGUAGGCUUUGAAAUCAGCAGAACGAAAAACAAAAGAAACUCUUAAAGAAGUGGAAACAACGACUAGAAUAAAGAAAGCAAGGAAGACCUACUGGUUUGAAAAGUUCUUCUGGUUUAUCAGUUCAGAAAACUACCUAGUUAUCGGCGGCCGCGAUCAGCAACAAAAUGAGCUGGUAGUGAAAAGACACUUGGAACAAGGUAAAGUGUUUGUCUAGCAGUGGAAAGGAAGGGUAAUCAGCAUCAAAUUUCUCCUGGUUGUAUCAAUACUUUAUAAAACGGAAGGCAUGGCUACGAGAAUUAAGCAUGUGAUCACCCAAGUAAACUGAUUUAAUUGACCUGAACACCGCCGUUUGCACAUCUCCCAUAAUACUCCUUGUCUGCCCCCCAAAAACUUUGUAUAAGCUUCGUUUUUAGUUUAUCCUGGGUAUUACAGUUGUUCCCGAGAAAUUAAAGACAAAGCUUGUGCGAAAUUUUUGGGAGCAAACAAGGUGGAUUGUGGCAAAUGGAGAAUUGUAUGGAGACUACAAAUGAGAAUUUACAUUUCGAUAAUGGGAUUUAAACGGUUAAUGAUAAUAACAGGUGAAAUAUUGGUCUUCUUACGAACCUGGUAAGUGGGACCAUGCUUAAUUUUCGAUUGUAUUCGAGCCUUAAAGACUUUGCUGUACCGAUCGGGUGCCGUAACCACUGAACAACUGAGAUACUUUAAUGCAGCGAGGUAGAGCUAUAGAUUAUUUACUCUGUUUGAACAUGUAUGUGACAAGCAUUUUGCAUGAUGUGAGGAUCAGCAAGGCGGGGGCAGGAAGUGGGGGCUCGGUAAGCAAACGAGAAUGAUUCUAGGUGUCCCAUAGACUUGCCUACAAGUCGAGCUCAAUUUUUCUCACGAGCGCGAAAGCUUUGGGACCAACUACCGGAACCGGAAAUGAGAAGCGAAGGACUUUGAGAAAGUCUAGGUGUCCCAUAGUCGUGUCAUAUGAUGAGCAAAAUGAUUUACCUUUUUCAUUUCGUACCGUUUUUCCAUACUCACCAUCCAACAGGGCGCGUUUGAAAUUCAAAACAUGAGUACUUAACAUUUAAUGCAUUAAACACGCCCUUAAAUUGUAAGCUCUAAUUUGAUUACUUUUCUGCACAGGUGACCUGUACGUUCACGCAGAUCUUCAUGGCGCUACCAGCGUCGUAAUAAAGAACCCUACAGGCCAGCCCGUCCCUCCAAAGACCCUGAACGAGGCAGGAUGCAUGGCAGUGUCCUACAGCGCUGCCUGGGAGGCCAAGAUAGUGACGUCAGCAUGGUGGGUACAUCAAUCACAGGUGUCUAAAACAGCACCCACAGGAGAGUACCUCACCACAGGGAGCUUCAUGAUAAGGGGCAAAAAGAAUUUUUUACCACCAUGUUACUUGAUGAUGGGCUUUGGAUUCAUGUUCAAAUUGGACGAAACUUGUAUUGAAAAUCACUUGAAUGAGAGACGAGUCCGAACUGUGGAAGAUACCGAGUCUGUCGGGGUGAGUUCAUGAUGACUUGCAAUAUUAUUCACCGGCAUAUACCUUUAUUCAACACUUUCCGUCCCUUCGGUUUAUGGUUAUCCUUUGCUUGUCGUUAUCUUGGUGAACCUUGUUAGUUCCCCAAUAUCAACUCGUCGCGAGAUCAGCAUUGUUGAACGCCGACUUACCUUUCUUCUCCGUUUCCAUAGUCACUACGUAUCUUGACCAUAAGUGUUCUAGGUCUUCUGUUGAGUAUUGAUAGGAAUUUAACGGUUGCCUGGGAGUGAUUUCUGACUGGCUGAACAAAUCCCGCGCCAAAUGCUCGACCAGUCAUGAGUAAACGAAAAGCACCCGUGACUAUUCAAACUCGUUUUCCCCGCGCUUGCUCACUUUUUGAUGUGCGUCUAGUCUUGCAGUACGCAGCUGAAACCGCUGUAACAUGUAACGUUGAAAUUACUUCUUUUAUACCACUACAUGAGAAAUUUCUGCAACUUGAUUGGCUUAGAGUAGUGGUAUUUCAGCUUAACUUAAAAUGCCUACAUGUGAAAAUUACAAACCUUUUGCGGGUAUAACAGCAUAAUUUGUACGUGAUAUUUGGCAUAAAUACUACUUGUGAUAUUUCAAAAUUGUCUCAAAUUUCACGCGCCUAACGGAUUGUGAAAUUACGUACAACAAUUUUGAAAUAUCACUCGUGGUAUUUAUGCCAAAUACCACUACUAAUCAUGCUAUUACCUAUACUAAUCGCGAGCGAGCGAAAACAAAAUAGUACUUAAUCCCCUUAACAGAUUGACAAAUACCACGUGAAUGUAAACAGUGCUAAUUCACCGUUGAAAUUUUGCUGCCUAAACCUUUUAAAGGACACAGAAGUCGAAGAAGAGAUUUCAGUGCAGGACGAGGACAGUGACCGUGAGGAUAACGAUCAAACAAGCUCGGCUGCACAACAAACAACGCAUCAGGAAGAAGAUGAAGAUACAGAGGCGAGUCUGUUCCCUGACACAAGCAUCGAUCUGCAGCUCACUAGAGAAGGAAAGUAAGUUUACAUACAGUCCCCUCUAACUAAUCUCGAACCCAGAUCUUUUCGGUUUCGAGGGUAUCGUCGGCAAGAGGUCUGGGUAGGAGAUGAUCUUCAAACUGAAGACGUGCAAAUUUUCGUUUUUAUCAACCGAGUUGAUAAGGUAGAUUGCGCACCGCAAGGGCUGAGAAGCUGAAGUUUCGAGCGAUAACCCUUCGUCAUUGCGAAUCCAAGGCUCUCGCUGUCUGCGAUAGCUUUUGUUGGUAUGGAAGUGGCUGUGAUGUAGAUUGAUGGCGGCCUGUUUCCUCUGAGGCGUGUACCGCCAGGUUUUACAAAUGCGGCGCUGGCUGGUUUGAUACUCAUCAAGUAGAUGUCCGAAAGUGUAAACGUUCAGAUUAGAGGUUAACGCUCGAACGCUGCCUUUUUUUCUUGAUGGCUUAUGUUACCUUAUCGCUUCUGUUGAUAAAACCGAAAUUGCUUUGUUUUUUCAAAUUGUUGCCUUUUGCUUUUGCUUUGCAACCUAAUAGGAAGCGGGUGUCGUUUAUAAAUAUUGACACGCUCUGUGUAGAACGCAGAGAAGUGGCCAAAGCCCUCAAGAGCCGCGAUCAUGGGAUACAAAAACCCCCGUGCGUCGAGACGAGACACGUAGUAUUAAGGAUUUUAAUGGCAUGAAGUCAAAUUCUGUAAAAGAAGGGUUUGUUUUCUAAACAGCUCUGACCGGGAUCAAGUUCAGUACGUGUAAGCACAUCUUGUCCGAGCUUCCUACAUCGAAUAGUAUGUGAUAAUUGAAUGGGAGGUCGGUGAAAGGCUGAGAAAAUAUAUACAUGUAAGCAGUGCGCUGCCACUGUGCUUGAGCUUUAAACGCUCAUUUUUGACGACGGGGACGCAUGGGACCGGAGAGUUCCCUCUACUUCGUCGUGUUUUAGUAAACAGUUUUUGAAUCUUGAAUCUGUUUUCCUAGAAUUCAACUUCAGCGGGGAACAAGUAGAAGUAGCAGUCGAAGAGACAGUGAAGACGGUAACGGUGCUCCACUGGAAGAAAAUAAACAGGUAUAGAUGAGCGAAAAAUGUUUGACCAUUAAUUGCGUGGCGGAUGGGUAGACGUUGUAUGUAAAAUAUGGAGGUUUCUUUCUCCGUACUUCUGGGUGGGGCUUAGUCAGCUUCAGGUUUGGUGUCAGCAGUAUGAUGUAUUUUCUGAUGAAUUCAAGGAAUAUCGUUACUUGAAAAAUUGUACAUCGUGUGCUUUUAUUGUUUAGUACGUGUCUGAAAAACAUAGAAUACUGCAGAACCUAACCGCGGCAGGUUUACUCCAGUCGGUGGUGCGCUUAACCGCGGAGCGGGAGGUCUUGGGUUUGAUUCCCGGGGCCGGUCCAAUACUCUGGGUCUUUCACUGAGAAAUUAAGGUACCUCCUUUUUCUUGUAAGCGGCUAGGCCUUCACGUGGUCAGGAUGACCACGUAAAAUGGCGUUACCGUCUCCAUUAGGAGACGUAAAUAGUGUCCGCAAUUAGUACUUUCGUGCUAAAUGCAUGGACUCUCAAAUAAAGUGUUUUUUUUUUAAAUCUCCAGAUUGCAAGUAAACAGCGCCUGUCAGCAAAACAAAGAAGGUAUUAUCCCUGCCACGUACACUGUUUAUUUUCAGUUUAUCGUUUUCAGUAACAAAACCAACGAGGCUUUUUGUAGAAAACGCAUUUUAAAACAGAGAGCUUUCUUGCUGGCUACCAAAUGAGCGCCGGCUGGUAGUCGAGCCCGACGUCACAAAUCCUAUUGCAGGCUCUUAGGGCCUGUUUACAUGGAGGUGGGGGACCCCAGAAAGGUGAGGUAACAUGUGGCGGGUCACCCCACCUAUCAUGUAAACGUGAUCAUUGAGAUUAUAUGGACAGGUGGUUUACCUCUCUUAAGGGGGUUACCUCGCCUCGCUGGCCCCAGUUUUCACACGAGUCUUUACCCUUUGUGGCGCGCCCUAAUUUAGAGGAGAGAUCAUUUCUAACCAGCUUCGAAACAGGGAAAGGGGAUUAUUAAUUCGUCAGUCCUCGUUUGUGGUCCUUUCUGUUGUGUUUUUUGUGGUGUAUAUUCUGUGCUGCGUUUUGACUAGGUAACGUUUUUUUUUUCCAGUUAGUAUUCUGUUGAAAGUUACGUUUUAUUCACUGAGUUAAAUGUGUGACUCUUCAUGUAUAUUUCAGUUUCGUCUAAAUCCCCGGGCUCUUACAGACUUCUUUUGUUUUUCUUAAAGAGACAACCGAAAGAAUGCCAAACAAAGUGGAGGGGAUUCUCUGGCGGAGGUUGACGAUCAAGACGAGAACACUGACGACAGACGAGGAGACGCACAGGAAAAUAAGGUACGUCUGACAUUGGUUCAUGGAGAAAAGACAACUGGAAAUACGUCUUUACGAUUUGCAAGCCUUUCUCUUUCCACUUUACGGUGAUUAUUCGUUUCAGAUCUGUCCACCCGAGUUUGAUAUUUAUUCCAUUUACUAACUUACCCAAACUAUAGGCUGUUCACGAUAUUCUUUUUCGACAGAAAUCUAGUAAAGCAAGUCAACAGCAGCAGCAGCAGCAACAACAACAACAACAAACGAAGAGAGGAAAAAAGGUAGAUAUUAACUAGGCCUGUCUCAGGGAGCAGAACUGCAAUUCUCGUGUUUCUAGUCAGUCACAAUUUGAAGUGUUUCUCGCUUCUCGCUCAUUAGCAUUUUUGCAUGAAAAAAUUAUAUUUUUGUGAUUUGCAACACCUGCUAGCUUAUUAGUUCGCACUGCAUCGGAACUAGACUCUAGCUAGACUCCAGUUGUAUAGCAAUUUCGGUUGUGCUUUCAAGUAGCGUACGUUUUUUCAGUUUCUAGUAAUGUAAACUAAAAUUGCUUUUCUGGUCUUUAACAGGCAAAACUUAAAAAGAUUAAGGAAAAAUAUGGCGAACAGGAUGAAGAAGAAAGACAGAUGAAGAUGGAAAUAUUGGCGGUAAAAACUCUUCUUUUUUUUCUACAGCUUGUUUCGAAGCGCUUUUUUCUAUUCCGGUUAUAUUACCCCUCGGAUAUAAGUCCCUCCGUUAAUAAGCCGUCCUAAAACCCCUUACGAAGAUGUAUAAGACCAGAGCUUAUAAGCGGCAGUUUACGAUAUUCAUAAUCCCCCUCGGAUAUAAGCUCCUCCGUUUAUAAGCCCUCCUAAACCCCUUGUGAAGAUAUAUACGUCCAGUGCUUAUGGGCUGGUGUUCUCAGUCGUUUCUCCUGACAUAUUCGUUUGUGUUUAAGUCUGCUGGUCCUGCAAAGGAGAGCAAAGCCGACAAAAGGAAGAAAGAAAAGAAGGGUAACAGGGCAGGAGGAGCCAACAGGCCGGUCAGCGGUAAACCCAACAACAGAAACACGCAGUCAACCAGUGCACAGUCAGAACAAAUCAAGGGACUCUUAGAUCCGGAAAAUAACGGACAAGCUACGAAGGUGCUCGGAAAGACAAGUGAAAAUGAACUAGACUUUCCGGAUAAUGCUGCCGGUGAUCCGGGAAAUAACGGACAA
Porites evermanni is the source of this 11963-nucleotide messenger RNA. NCBI's taxonomy places the organism in Eukaryota, Metazoa, Cnidaria, Anthozoa, Scleractinia, Poritidae. The record is from the annotation of a GenBank genome assembly.